Molecule: messenger RNA, 2984 nt
Organism: Pyrus x bretschneideri (Chinese white pear)
Lineage: Eukaryota; Viridiplantae; Streptophyta; Magnoliopsida; Rosales; Rosaceae
Product: subtilisin-like protease SBT3.5
Exons: 10
Coding region: 361-2715 (784 amino acids)
Biological process (GO): proteolysis
Molecular function (GO): serine-type endopeptidase activity
Source: RefSeq, a predicted model, not a curated record
AGAUAAUUUUGUUGUGGUCAUGCUUCCAUGCAAUGCAUCUAUUAUCCGAGAUAACAAAAUUAUCUAAAAAAUGCCGAAAAUAAUAGAUGUUGUCAGAUAAUUUUGUUGUGAUCAUGCUUCCAUGCAAUGCAUCUAUUAUCUGAGAUAACAAAAUUAUCUAACAACAUCGACAUUUUUCCACAAGAAAAAGAACAACAGAAUGUAAGAAAAGACUUCCGUAUUUGCUCCGCACAUGGAUCUCUCCACCGCGACGCGUCUGAAACGUGUCGACGUGUGCACGUGCGCCACUCGAUUCCUCUCGUAUAAUUAUCCGCAUUCAAUUCAAUUUAUUGCAGCAAAUCUGUUUGAGAGAGAGAGAGAAUGGGUUUCCUCCGGGUGAAUGGUAAGAUCGACAAGGCCUUACUAUUUGUGGCAGUGAGUUUUUUGUUAGUUUUCAAUGGCAACAACACUCUGAUUGCACCAGUUGAUGGCAAGAGUAAACUCCACAUAGUUUAUUUGGGUGCGAAGCACAAUGAGGAUCCUGAGCGUUUAACCGAUUUACAUCAUGAUAUGCUGGCAUCAGUUGUUGGCAGCAAAGAAGCCGCCAUUGAAUCAAUGGUCUAUAGCUAUAAACACGGCUUCUCUGGCUUCGCAGCCAAGCUUACAGGAUCGCAAGCCAAGAAGAUUUCAGAGUGCUCUGGAGUUGUUCAUGUCAGGCCAAAUAGCUUUUACACACCGCAUACUACUAGGAGUUGGGAUUACCUAGGCAUCUCUUCUCAUUCCCCCACCAAUUUAAUGCAUGAGACCAACAUGGGAGAUGGGGUUAUCAUUGGCAUCAUUGACACUGGAAUAUGGCCAGAGUCAAAAAUGCUAAAAGAUGACGGGGUUGGGCCAAUCCCUACUCAUUGGAAGGGCAGAUGUGUUUCACGUUCAGAAGGCGACUUCAAUGCCACAACAGCCUGCAACAGAAAACUUAUAGGAGCAAAGAUGUUCAUAAAAGGAUUCAUUCAUGAGCAACCAUUCAAUAAAACAGAAUUUUUGGCCGUGGACUACUACUCUGCGAGAGAUGCAUAUGGACAUGGAACACACACUGCCACAACCGCUGCUGGUUCCUUUGUGGCCAAUGCAAGUUACAAAGGGCUUGCCCUAGGAGUUGUCCGAGGUGGUGCACCACGGGCUCAUUUGGCCGUGUACAAGGCAUGUUGGAGACGAAGUGGGCCAGAACCCAGUUGCACUGAUGCUGAUUUGCUUAAAGCUUUUGAUGAAGCAAUACAUGAUGGUGUAGAUGUAUUGUCGAUCUCUAUUGGCAGUGACGAUCCUAAUUUUAAGUUUGAAGAGGUUGGUAUGCACAAUGGGAUUGCCAUAGGCUCAUUCUAUGCUGUGGCCAAAGGUAUUACCGUUGUUUGUUCUGCAGGCAAUGCUGGACCUGCUCCUCAGACAGUGUCGAACGUGGCACCCUGGAUCAUAACUGUUGCAGCUACCACCAUGGACAGAUCCUUCCCCACGCCCAUCACGCUCGGAAAUAACAAAACUCUACUGGGGCAAGCCUUGUUUGUAGGAAAAGAGGUUGGUUUUGUUGGUUUGGUGCAUUUGGAAAGCUUAGAACCCUUCCAUACAGCAGAUGGUGCCUGCAAUUCCUUUAGAGUCGACAACAACACACUUGUGGAUGGAAAUGUAGCCAUUUACUUCAUAACGGAGAUCUGGCAAGAAUAUGUUGCUGCAUGUGCUGUUGCAAGGGCCCGCGGAGUCGGGUUGAUUAUUGCAAGGAAUCCUAGUAGUCCCUUGGUUAAUUGGAGUGAUGACUUCCCCUUCAUUGGAGUUGACUACGAACUUGGCACUGAGAUAAUGUCCUACAUUCGUUCCACAAGAUCUCCUAUUGUAAAACUGAGCCCUUCUAAGACACUGACGGGAAAGCCUGUAUCGACUAAAGUUGCUCCCUUCUCUUCUAGAGGACCCAAUGCCAUCGCUCCAACAAUUUUGAAGCCAGAUAUAGCCGCGCCUGGUGUGAAUAUAUUAGCAGCCAGUCCCGCAGGGGAUGGAGGAUUUGAUUUGAUGUGGGGGACAUCAAUGGCAGCUCCCCACAUUGCAGGCAUUGUGGCACUUCUAAAAUCAUUGCACCCUGAUUGGUCCCCUGCUGCAAUGAAAUCAGCACUAGUCACAACAGCAUGGAAGACUGAUCCAUUUGGAGAGCCAAUCUUUGUUGAAGGGGCAGGGCUGAAGCUUGCUGAUCCAUUUGACUAUGGAGGAGGAUUAGUGAACCCGAACAAGGCAGCUUACCCUGGUCUCAUAUACGAUAUGGGCACCAAUGACUACAUAAACCACCUUUGUGCGUUUGGCUACGACACCUCAACUGUUACUCUACUUGUUGAACAUGCCACGUCAUGUCCUGUUCCAAAGCCUUCAAUUCUUGAUGUGAACCUGCCUUCCAUCACCAUUCAAAACCUAAGAAAUCCUAUCACACUCACUCGAACCGUAACGAAUGUUGGUCCUGUCAGCUCAACGUAUAAAGCCCAAAUCGAGCCUCCACCAGGCAUCAAUGUAGUCGUCAGGCCAGAGACAUUGGUGUUCAACUCUACAGUUAAGAAACUCUGCUUCACAGUUGAGGUUUCCACCACCUACCGAGUGAACACAGCAUACUUUUUCGGAAGCCUGACAUGGACUGAUGGGGUGCAUGCUGUGACAAGUCCUAUAUCUGUGAGAACACAAAUCCUACGAUCCUAUACUGAUACCAAUUGAGCAGAUCAUAUAGUCAUCCAGUAAAUUGUAAUAGUAAUGGGAAUAUUUCGGAAGAUUAGGUCUACUUCCCCUCUGUUUUGUUGAUUUUGUAAUGCUUGUUGAAAAAUGUAUGAGGGAGUAUGAAUGCUUGAUGAACAACUAUGGACUCCAUAAAGGAGAAAUAAUCACGCAUAAGAUUGUAAAAGGCUUAAACAGUUGUUGAUGCUCAACUCAGUUAAAUCUGAGAGAGGUUGUAAGUGCGUAUUUAUAGUGAUGAUUUACAUCAGUAA